Molecule: messenger RNA, 2598 nt
Organism: Marchantia polymorpha subsp. ruderalis
Lineage: Eukaryota; Viridiplantae; Streptophyta; Marchantiopsida; Marchantiales; Marchantiaceae
Source: the annotation of a GenBank genome assembly
AAGGAUAACAUGGUAUCCGUGCACGGCAAGAGCUUCGGCGGUGGCUCUGCCAAUUCCUGAAGAAGCCUUGAAUUCCAACACGAGGUAAGGGUCAGUCGCCGAAAUUCUGAUCGCCUUGUACACACCACCAAUCCCUACUGCAGCGGAGGAGCCACGAUAGCCUUUUGGCAGAGAGAACAGCUAAGCGAAAAGAGAGAGAGAAAGUGCGAGGGAGGGCGAAGGGGGCGCACCCCGGUAACGAUACACACAAGGCGCGCGCCAUCGGGGGCGAUUCGUGGCGACCUGGAAAAGAUGAUUCCCGAGCGGAAGAGCUUCUGAUGCAGCAAUUGCGCGUAGGAGUAAAUGACAGCAAGCGUCCAAAACAUGCCCAUCCGCAAAAGGUUCUCGAGCCUCAUCACAGCGCCGAAAGCCUCCCCCGCCAUCUCUCCAGCAGCAGCCCCGGGAACAGUAAAAUUCUCCUGAGUUCGCGAAGAGCAGAGGCAGAGGCAGAGGCUGCUGCUGCUGCUGCCGGGGCACAUGAACAACGACCAGCACAGGGUAAAGAUCCAGUCACUCUGCUCGCGCUCGGGCCCGACGUAGACUCGGCGAGAGUGCAGGCCAGCGCCGGGGUUGCCUUUUGAUUGGCUGCACAGACGGCGGCAGCAAGACUGUAGAAUGAAGGGGCAAGCUGAUGCUUAUCUUGUAUUAGGGUGCGUGUGCGUGUGCGUGUGCGUCUGUGUGUCUCGCCUCUCGGGUCUCCGGGCGUCAAAUCAGCGGACUGACUGACUGUCAAUCGUCAACUGUUAUCAUCGACCAGAGCAGGCACUGACGUUCCGGAGUCGCUGAUAGGCAGAAGGGCGCCAGGCGCAAGGCGAAGGCCGAGGCAGUGCAGGCAGCAAGGUUCUGGUUAAAAGCUCUGCUCCGAGCCAGCAAUUCCGUGACCACAUAAAUUAAGAGUGUCCGCUUGUGCAAUUCUCAAGUCCUGGGCUUGCCUCAGCUCUUGCAGAUCUGUCGAAUUCUGCUUUCUUCUUCACAUCCUCCAGCACACGACAGACGACGACGCUCUUUCAUCAGGUAUUAUCUCGUCCUUUGAUAGCCAUGGCUGAGCUCGAGGCAGCAAACGAGUUCUUUGCUUCAGCGCCGCCACUGCGAGACCAGGAAGCCAUCACUGCCGUGGUGGAUGACUUUUUGAGACCCCGCCUGCUGCUUGCUGCAACAGGCAAUGCAGAUUAUCUAUCCCCGAAAAGAAGGAUUGUCUGUGUGACGUCCGGUGGGACCACAGUUCCUUUGGAACGUAAAUGUGUACGAUUUAUCGAUAACUUCAGCUUGGGACAUCGAGGAGCCGCUUCAACAGAGUACUUCAUGCGGGCUGGUUACGGAGUAAUUUUUCUGAACCGAAGAACUUCAACGCAACCAUUUUGUAGAGCGCUGCCGGAAGAUCCUGUACUCAAUUGUUUUGAGCCUGUCGAUGAUCUAGGAAUACAGCCACGCCCUAAAUAUUCUGGAGUAGUCCAACAAGCAAUUCGGAAACACUAUGCGGCAGUCAAGCAUGGGAAUCUUCUGUCGUUACCGUAUACCACACUUUUCGAGUAUUUGCAGAUUCUAAAAAUUGUAGCAACGAGGCUGAAAAAAUUGGAUCGUCACGCAAUGUUCUACAUGGCAGCGGCGGUCUCGGACUUCUACGUUCCUUGGAACAAAAUGGAGGAGCAUAAGAUUCAAUCAGGAGCAGGCCCCUUGGCGAUAGAACUUGCCCAAGUGCCAAAAAUGCUUCCUAUUUUAAGAAAGCACUGGGCUCCUUCAGCUUUCUGUGUUUCUUUUAAGCUAGAGACAGACACCAACAUUUUGCUAAAAAAGGCCCACUCGGCUUUAAUCAAGAACGACAUGCAUGCUGUGGUGGCCAACGAACUGGUGACUCGGAAUCAGAGGGUGGUGAUCGUUACCAAGGAAGGAGAAACGGUCCUGGAGAAGACCGAAGCAACUCAAGAUGUGGAGGCACCCUUAGUUAACUUCAUCGUCGAGCAGCAAACAAGCUAUAUAGAAAUCCCCCUGAUCCAGUCGUUUGACUCACUGAAUACCGCCUUUACGGAAAGCAGCAGCUUGCAAGGUCGUGUGUCUAGGGAAUCAAGUUUUAAUUCCCCUGUUGCCAAGGUGCCUAGUCUUAAGUAGUAGUCGGAUUUCUCUUCACUACACCUCAAUACACUACACUACAAGGAGUAAUGAUACUGCCAGGUUCAAACAAACCUUCUGCGGGGGAGUCUUCUGGGGCUCGAGUGGAAACCCCCACCACAAGCCAAAGUGGCAAACGAAAAAGAGUACAUGCUGCAAGGCCAGUUAACUGGGUCUGUCUCCGGGCUGUGAUCAUGUAGCAAAGACGAGUCAUAGUGUUGUUCAAGGUUGUGCACAUCCCAUGUUCAGCACAUAUCAGAACAGAUAAUAAAAAAGUGAAACAUUACGUCCAGAGUCGGUGAAGCAGCAAGGAGUUAAUGAAUUAGCUGACUGAACUUUUGUUCACCUGCUCCCAAAACUGUCAUAUCAGAAUAGAAAUGGCCCAUCAUAAUAGGUGUGUACAGAAUAAUUGUGCAGCUUUGAAUAAAGCGGAUUCGUACAGAAUUUGACUUC